This is a messenger RNA of Rubroshorea leprosula, 1328 nucleotides long. NCBI's taxonomy places the organism in Eukaryota, Viridiplantae, Streptophyta, Magnoliopsida, Malvales, Dipterocarpaceae. The record is from the annotation of a GenBank genome assembly.
GUUGACAGCUGGCACGAUCUCGUCCAUUGAUUAACCACCCUACUCGACGGCGCAGACAGGAAGACUACAUCUGACUUUCCACUUGAUCUCACUGUCUCUUUUGUAUGACGUGGCAGAAUCUUAAACGUUGAUAUUUUAAGUGUUUCCCAUCAGUAAUUUUGGUACUACAAAUUUUUACCCAAAAAAAAAAAAAUUUUGGUACUACAAAAUUAAACCUCUCGGUCCAAAAAUGAAAAAUCAGCGCAGCAAUGGCGGCUUCCAUUUCUUUCUCUCUGGCAAACCCUGCCCUCGCCGCCUCCCCAAAACCCUCCCACCUUCUCCUCAAACCUUUCGCUCUCGCCUACGAGUCCGGCUUCUCCCAUUCUCUCCGCGCAACAUCCCAUGCCUUACGCGCUUCCUUUUCCACCCCACGCGUCACCGCAUUGACCCUAAGAGCCACCGCUCCUUCUUCCGUAUCUGCCCCCACUGCCACCACUUUCCAUGGCCUCUGUUAUGUUGUCGGUGACAACAUUGAUACGGACCAAAUUAUCCCCGCCGAGUACCUCACUUUGGUCCCCUCCAAUCCUGCCGAGUACGAAAAGCUCGGCUCUUACGCCUUGAUCGGCCUUCCCUCCUCCUACUCCACGCGUUUCAUCGAGCCCAAUGAAUUGAAAACGAAAUACUCCAUCAUCAUCGCUGGCGCAAACUUUGGCUGCGGCUCCUCGCGUGAGCACGCGCCCGUGGCGCUCGGUGCGGCGGGGACGAAAGCAGUGGUGGCGGAAUCUUACGCGCGGAUCUUUUUCAGAAAUUCCGUGGCCACCGGUGAAGUUUACCCAGUAGAAUCUGAAGUAAGGGUCUGCGAAGAGUGUAAGACUGGGGAUGUGGUGACUGUUGAGCUAGAGGAGGGAGGAAGCCGGUUAAUUAAUCACACCACAGGGAAGGAGUACAAGCUGAAGCCAAUUGGCGAUGCCGGACCUGUGAUUGAGGCUGGAGGGAUUUUCGCCUAUGCCAGGAAGACGGGCAUGAUCCCUACUCAGUGAGACUCUGAGGAUUGAGGCCAUUUGUUCUCUAAAAAACAUUUCUGGGCGUCUUAUAUAAUUUUAGUUUGAGUCUGGUUUGUAAUUCUACAUUGGCAGAUACUUGGAAACAAAACCUUUCCUAUUGCUCUUGAUCUCUCUUUUGAUUGAUAGUGGUGCUGGAAUUAGAAGUUUUGUUCAUCUUUUACUGCCUUUCUACUUUGUGCACUUUAUAUAUGUCUAGAAUUCGGGUGUUAGUUUCUUGUCUUUUUAAUGGUUGUAUCCAGUCUUCGAACUAAGCUUUUGAUUUCGCAAUAAAUUAUCAGUUGUUCU